AUGAAUAUCGGUCAAGAUAUGCUAGAUGAAUUCCUGAGGCCUUCUAACGAUCAGCAGCUCACCUUGCGAGGCAACCUGGAGUCGGAAUAUUUCGCCUCGGUUGAAGAUGCCAUAAAGGCUUACAAGGCCCUCCAGGAAAAGUACCAGUCGCUAGUGCAGGAAUUUUAUCGCAAGGAUGCAGAAUAUCGCGACUCAACCAUGCAACUGCUGGCGCAGGCUGAGGCUCUGAGCCAGGAGAACCACCGCAUAAGCACGGAAAACAAGUACGUUGUGUUACUACUCUAUACACAGUUGUCAGGAACUUGCGGCAGCGAAAUAUGGAGUUCAGCAUGCGUCUCCAAACAGUAG
Messenger RNA from Babesia ovata, 348 nucleotides. Its product is annotated as luciferase-like monooxygenase, putative. The transcript has a single exon. The coding region runs from base 1 to 348 and encodes 115 amino acids. NCBI's taxonomy places the organism in Eukaryota, Apicomplexa, Aconoidasida, Piroplasmida, Babesiidae. The record is from RefSeq and is a predicted model, not a curated record.